UAUUUUUGUCUAUGAUCUCUAUCUUGAUCGCCUUAAAGAAGUUAUCACUUCCACACUUGUACUACUACUUUUAAUAACUGGUCCCACCGACUUUUUUGUCUUCAUUUUAUGAUCUGAGUCUGAUCUCCUCCUCUUCUUCUUCUUCUUCUUAUUUUUGCUUUUCAUCUUUCUCUGUCUUCCACUUGCUAAAUCUGCAUUUAAUACCUGGAAGGUCUUCCUGUUUCUCGUCAAAGUCUACAUUGGUGUUUUACUUUUAGACAAAACCGUGUUUCAACUUUUGUGUGUUGUGUGUGUCCACCCGAAGCAGAAAUCUAAACUCUGAAAAAGGUGGAUCAUCAUUUGUUUGUUGGUUAUCUUCACUUAUUUUUUCUGGUAAAAUUUGCGGUAGAUCCUCAUUUGUCUUUCUCUUUAGAUUCUCUCUCCUUCAAAAGUGUUCAAUCAUUGAAGAAGAUUUUUUGAGGGUCUUUCCUUUUUAACUUCAAUUAUUUGAAUGCUUUAUCCAUUUUAAAGUACACUUCCCGACAAGAAUCAGAGUUUGCUUACAAUUAAAGGGUUUGUCUUGUGUUAAAAACACUUACAAAAGGGAAAGUAGCAAUUAGAUCCUUCUUUAAUUAAGAUGGAAAUGGCUUAUGGUUGAUACAAAUUUUGUGGAUUUUGUUUGUGAAUUUUAAGGUGUUCUUCUGCUGAGCAUUAAUGGGGGAGAUGCAAGUUAGUGUUGCCACUAUUGACGAUAAGGUACUAUUGCCUUUGACUGUUCUUUUGUAGAGAUCUUCCAAGUUCUUGAAAACAUGGUCUUUUUGAUGGAGGGGUCUUGAUUAUGCGUCCAUAAGGGGUUUUAUGGUUUGAUGGAAGAUAAACCGGUGGCUUCAUCGAACCCGAGCCUGCAAGUGUCUGUUUCAUUUGGUAGGUUUGAGAAUGAUAUACUGUUAUGGGAGAAGUUCUCUGCUUUCUCUCCAAACAAGUACUUGGAGGAAGUUGGUAACUUUGCUACUCCAGGGUCUGUAGCUCAAAAGAAAGCCUAUUUCGAAGCUCAUUACAAGAAGAUCGCUGAGAAGAAAGCUGAGAUCUUUGAUCAUGAGAAACAAAUGGAAAAGAAUGCUUCUUUUAGAUCGGUCGUUACAAAUUAGGGGAGCAUGGAAGGCGAAAUUGAUGAAGAAUGUAAUGGGCAGUUCACUUGUGAAGAAGAUAAGCAUGUGACUGAUAUUGCUAGUGAGGUGAAGGAGGUUAAUGAAGAAACUAUCAUUGUCAAGGAAUGUCAAAGCUCGGUUGAUCAGAUGAAGGAAGAAGUUGACAACAGUCUGGAUAGUCCUAAGCUGGAGAUAGUAGAAGAGGUUGCCCUCAUGGAGGAGAAACCAGAAGAGGUUUUACAAAUUGGAGAGAAAGUUCUAUCAAAUGAAACGCCAAUGACGGAGAUGGAAAUAGAGAAACCCUCAAAGCUAACCAAGAAGGAUGUUAAUGUGGUGAUCAACCGUACAAGAAACUCUCCUAUGCCUGAUCAGGUGAGGACAAAACAGACAACUAACAAGAUUGCAACAACACUACAAGAAAACAUGGGGAUUCUGAUGGCCGAAAUCGUCGGAAAUUCGUCGGAAUAGACCGAUUCCGACGAAUUUCCGACGAACCUGUCCGUCGGUAUCGUUUCGUCGGAAAAAAAAAAUUUCGUCAGAACUUCCGACGACUUUCUGACGAAUACC
Molecule: messenger RNA, 1694 nt
Organism: Brassica napus (rape)
Lineage: Eukaryota; Viridiplantae; Streptophyta; Magnoliopsida; Brassicales; Brassicaceae
Exons: 2
Coding region: 1134-1595 (153 amino acids)
Source: RefSeq, a predicted model, not a curated record